CGGGUCUAUUGUAUCCGCUUCAGCGAGGUUUCUAGAUUAUCUCAUUUUGCUUUCGUUUAAUGCUCGGAAAUAUUCUGGUUUUGUUUAGUAUUAGCCUGCAUGGGAAAUAUGGAUCGCAGAUUCUUUCCGACGCAUUGUCUGAUUGUGGGCAUUUCUCUGAUUAUAGUCAUAACGCACGCCGCUUAUGGAGAUGUGAGCUAUUCUUUUCCGGAGGAGAUGAAUCGCGGAUCUGUGAUUGGAAAUAUAGCAAAGGACCUCGGGCUCGAUGUGAACAGACUUACAUCUCGUAAAGCUCGCAUUGAUGCUGAAGGUAACAAAAACCGAUUCUGCGACAUUAAUUUGAGAACGGGAGAAAUUAUAGUGGCCGAUCGGAUAGACAGAGAGGUGCUUUGUAAGGAGAGGCUUUCCUGUACGCUUAAUUUCGAAUUUGUGUUAGAAAACCCUUUGGAAUUGCAUCGUGUUGUUUUACAAAUCCAAGACAUUAAUGACAAUACGCCAGUAUUUCCCAAAGAUGUAAUCAAGCUCGAAAUAAGUGAAAAUGCCGAUAAAGGUGCUCGUUUUCGUGUCAUUGAGGCUCGAGAUGCUGAUGUCGGCCACAAUUCAGUACAAAAAUAUAUAUUAGAAAAAAAAGUAAAUUUUGUUUUAGCGGUGAAUUCAAAAACAGAUGGAAGCAACUAUGUCGAGUUAGUGCUUGAUAAAGAGUUGGAUCGUGAGGAGCAGACAGAGGUGACAUUAAUUCUCACUGCGGUAGACGGCGGGACUCCACCGAGAUCAGGUACUGUAGCCAUACACGUCACUGUGCUGGAUGCUAAUGAUAAUGCUCCAGUCUUUAGUCAGACCGUCUAUAAAGUCAGUCUGCCUGAAAAUUCUCCUCUAGAUACUGUAGUGGUGACAGUGAGCGCUACUGAUGCUGACGAGGGACAAAAUGGAGAAGUCACAUAUGAGUUUGGGCAUUUAUCUGAAUCUGCUAAAGAAACAUUUUCAUUGGAUCAUCAAACUGGACAAAUUGCCGUGAAGGGGCGAAUAGAUUUUGAAGAUGAAUCAAGGUAUGACAUUAUUGUUGAGGCUAAGGACGAAUAUGGUCUUUCCUCAGACUCAAAAAUCGUAAUAGAAAUUACUGACAUAAAUGACAAUGCUCCAAUUCUUAUUAUUAAAUCUCUCACCAGUCCUGUUCCUGAGAAUGCGUUACCCGGUACAGAGGUUGGCGUCAUUAAUGUGCAGGACAGAGACUCUGAGAAUAACGGACAGGUGCGCUGCUCCAUUCAGCAAAACGUCCCAUUUAAACUUGUACCUUCAAUCAAAAAUUACUAUUCUCUGGUGACCACAGGUGAAUUAGACCGCGAGCUGCUCUCUGAUUAUAAUAUUACAAUUACUGCUACUGAUGAGGGCUCUCCGCCUUUAUCUUCCACUAAGAACAUUCACUUGACUGUAGCUGACGUGAAUGAUAAUCCACCUGUAUUUCAGGAGCAGAGUUACAGAGCUCAUAAAAUCGUCGACAGCGACUUGACUGCUUGA
Sinocyclocheilus rhinocerous is the source of this 1515-nucleotide messenger RNA. Its product is annotated as protocadherin beta-15-like. The transcript is spliced from 3 exons. NCBI's taxonomy places the organism in Eukaryota, Metazoa, Chordata, Actinopteri, Cypriniformes, Cyprinidae. Gene Ontology annotation, molecular function: calcium ion binding. The coding region runs from base 100 to 1515 and encodes 471 amino acids. Gene Ontology annotation, cellular component: plasma membrane. Gene Ontology annotation, biological process: homophilic cell-cell adhesion. The record is from RefSeq and is a predicted model, not a curated record.